This is a messenger RNA of Contarinia nasturtii (swede midge), 3030 nucleotides long. It is a transcript of the gene Deaf1, whose product is annotated as deformed epidermal autoregulatory factor 1. Gene Ontology annotation, biological process: positive regulation of transcription by RNA polymerase II. The record is from RefSeq and is a predicted model, not a curated record. Lineage: Eukaryota; Metazoa; Arthropoda; Insecta; Diptera; Cecidomyiidae. The transcript has 8 exons. Gene Ontology annotation, molecular function: RNA polymerase II cis-regulatory region sequence-specific DNA binding; DNA-binding transcription activator activity, RNA polymerase II-specific. The coding region runs from base 588 to 1886 and encodes 432 amino acids.
CGAUCAUGGAUGAAAACCAGUCGGACAUAACAAGCAACAUCGUAUUACCGGACACAGCCGAACAUCAUCUUGGAACAACCGACGAAAGCAAUCAUGAAAAUGGCGAUCAGGUAAUGCACACAAUAACACUCUGAACAUACACACACAGAAUAAAAAGAAUAGUGAGAGCGAAAAGAGAAAUUAGCAUGCAUAUCAAAUUGACAUCGAAAUCAUAAAAAAUCUGAUGGAUUGAAUACACAUAUGUAUAUGAAUCGCAAACUUAACAAAACUAAAACAGAAAAGUAGCGAAGGAAACGAAAAUAACAUAAUACUUAAAGGCCAGCGCCAAGACAUAGAUCGAGAGUGUGAGAGAGAGGAAACACAAUUUUUAAUUUAACAUAUAUCAAAAGUACAUUUAAUACGCGAAUCGAUGUAUAGACACGUUAAAACGUAAACAACUCAUGCAUUAGAGCGGGAGAAUAUCAUCCAGUGCUUGAAAAACAGAGAUAAUAGCGAACACACACACACACACUCUCACAAAAACUGCCCCACAACUUUCGAGUUUAAGAUUGCCAAAAACAAAAGAAAACCAAAACAAAACCAAAUUUAUGUCUGUAAAACAGGGUGGUCAAAACCAACGAACAACGACACGAUUGGUCGCUGCCACCACCGAAAGUGGAACAGUCGUAUCAGUGCCCGUUUCAUUACCAUUACUAGGAACUACUUUUAAUGUCAUUACACCGGAUCAAUUGCCGCAUUUCAAACAGAUGCUAUGCGUCGAUAGCAAUGGUUUCUUGUCCGGUAAUGUGGUCGGAGAUGUCGGUGACCUGAAACCGACUCACAUUGUCAUACAGCAACAACAAACCCAACAGACGGCUACAAUUAUUGAUCAGCAGCCACCACCACAACCACAGCCGGAGCAACCACAACAGCAGCAACAAAAACAACCGCAACAGCAACAAUCGUCUCAGACGUCAACGACCAAUUGGAAUGAUACAAUGAACCUAGAAGUUUUACCGGUACGAUGUAAGACAACCACGGCGGAAUUGUACAAAACACGAUUGGGAUCAGGUGGUCGAGGGCGUUGCAUAAAAUACAAGGACCAAUGGUUUACGCCAAGUGAAUUUGAAAAUUUGUGCGGCCGCGGUUCAAGUAAAGACUGGAAACGAUCAAUUCGUUUCGGUGGACGAAGUUUACAGGCACUAAUUGAUGAAAGUAUCAUAACACCUCAUGCAACUAGUUGCACUUGUUCGGCAUGUUGUGACGAUGAUUCGACGGCCUCGGGACCGGUACGCUUAUUCACGCCGUAUAAACGUCGAAGACGAAAUCAAACAAAUGCAGAACAAUCGCCGAAUAGCGAACGAUCUAAACAGAAAAAACCCAACGAAGAGGAAGUUGAACACGAUCAAGGAAUUGUAACCAAAGAAGAAACAACAUGGGAAUCCAUAACUGAUGGAAUUGACGGCACAAGCGAAUACAUUGACUCGUCGUCACAAAUUCUUUCUGAAUCAAAUAUACCUUACGAUCGUUUAAAAACCAUAUGUGCCCAAAUGACCAAAGCAACAAACGAAUUUCGUCGAUGUAUAAUGGAAGUGAAAGAGGCGCAUGCACGUCAAAUUGAUCGUUUACAACGUGAACGCGAUGCAGCUCUGAUGGCUGCCCGUGUGCAUGCCGACGUUGAUGACCCAAAUAACGUGCAACAAAUGCCUGGUGUAGAAAUUCCCACUACGAAAAAGUGCGCCAAUUGUAAUCGCGAGGCAAUGGCUGAGUGCUCAUUGUGUCGUCGAACGCCAUAUUGUUCAACAUUUUGCCAACGAAAGGACUGGAAUGCGCAUCAGGUUGAAUGCACACGUGAUCCAAAUGAAGCCACACAACAAAUUAUGCUACUUGUCGAUGAACAAGCAUAAAGUUUUUUGUAGAAUUUCAUUUUACAUUUAUAUUUUAAUAUGAACCUAGUUUAUACAUGUUCAAGAGAGAAAAAAAGAAAGAGAGAGAGCGAGAUCGAAAGCAAAAUGAAUGAUUAUGACACAUUUAUUGCAUGGAUGCAACCAAAAAAAAAGAGAGAAACAAAACACUUAGAGAGGGUUUCAACUUCUUACGAAAAAAAUACAAUUGCGUAUGUCGGUAAUAAUUUUUAUACACGAAAUCACUAGUGAAAACGAUCAAAUAUAUGUAGUCAUUCAGUCUCUGUAUUACUUCUCGUCAACCGGAUCCAACGAGAGCCGGAGAAAGAUUUUUUUUUAAAAGAAAAUAAAUAACAACGUCAUUCGUAAAAUGAUGAGAAAGCAACCGGAAACAAUCGUGCAAAUUUAGCCAAUUAAUGACAUUUAUUACAUCAUAAGCAAAACUUCGUUCAAUUUUAGUGUAUCCAUUGAUAUGACAUCUUUUUUGUUUUUUUUUUUUGUUGAUUUGAAAAGAGAGAAAAAGAAAGAAAAAAAAAUCAUGUAAAUUUAGAAAAAUCAAUAAUUCGGCUAUAAAUAUUUCACAUUUUUGGACUUUCCAAUAUCAUCGAUUUUAGAGGAAAAAAAUUAUUGUAUGAAAGAAUUGUAUUCACUUCAAAAGGGAUAAAAAGUGAAAAAGAUAUGCUCAAAUAUGUUCAAAAUUGAAUAACCCGAUUUGCAGUUUUAAUAAUCCACUGUCACAGCAGUGUAAUAUAGAUAAUAUAACUACUUCGGAACCAAAUUUUAUUUUGGUAAUAUCAAUACGUCUUUACUAUUUCCCUUUUCUAUCUAUCAUUUUUUUUAUUAACAUUUUCGCUCCGAUAUCAAGCGAAAAUCCAAUCACACACGUCUAAAGAGGAAAAAAACCACAAAUCUAUCUAUAUACAUAUGAAUUUCGAUAUACUAUUUUUGUAACAAUUAUUUACAAACUCUUUUCAAUCGAUCAACAUAUUGAACAUAUGAUUCAUUGGCUUGUCUUGGCUUUAUCUUUGUCGCGUCCACUUCUAUCAAUGAGAUGUAUAGUCAAUUUUUUUCAAGAUGCGCAUUGAUUCAAACGGAAGAAGAAGUAGAAAAAAACAAAAUAUGUAAAAAAAUUAAUAUUAAAUCUAAA